AUGGCUUCUUUGGGGUUCGAGGGCUUCGAGAAGCGGCUCGAGCUCGUGUUCUUGCUCCCUACGUGCGGCGGCGAGCGAGCGCGACACGGGCUCCGGCUGCUGCCCGUUGCCGCGCUCCGCGAGGCGCUUGAGGCCGUGCAGUGCGCCGUGGUGUCUGCGGCGGGGAAUGCGUCCUUCGACGCGUACGUGCUGUCGGAGUCCAGCCUGUUCGUGUACCCGUCCCGUGUCAUCCUCAAGACGUGCGGCACCACGCGGCUGCUGCGCGCCGUGCCGGUCCUGCUCCGAGCCGCGGGCGAGCUCGGGCUCGGCCUCCGGUCGUGCCGGUACUCCCGGGGCUCGUACCUCUUCCCCGAGGCGCAGCCGUUCCCACACGCCGACUUCGACGACGAGGUUAGGUACCUCGACGGCGCCGUCCCGAGCGGCCUCCACUUCCGCCGGUCCAGCGUGCUGCAGCCAUCGCCGCAGAGCACGCACAAGUGGCACGUCUACUCGGCGUCCACGUCCUCCGAUGGCGCAACCGGCCACGAGCACGUCGACGGCGCGACGCAUUUCACCGUGGAGGUGUGCAUGACCGAGCUGGACCGCACGCUGGCUCGGCAGUUCUACCUGACGCCCGCCGACGCCCGGAGCAGCCACGCCAUCGGCGACGAGAUGACGGCGCUGUCGGGGCUCGGCGGCGUGAACCCGCAGUCGCUCGUCUUCGGGUACGCGUUCGCGCCGUGCGGGUACUCGAUGAACGCGCUCGACGGAGCGCGCUACGCCACCGUGCACGUCACGCCCGAGGACGGGCACAGCUACGCCAGCUACGAGUACGCGGGCGGCGGGGCCGACGCGCUCGCGUCCAUCGGCCGCGCCGUCGCCGUGUUCCGCCCUUCCGUAGUCUCUGCCUCCGUCUGCUACGCCACCACCGCGGGCAGCCAAGCCGUCGAUGCCACAUCGGUGUGGUCGGCGGUCGCCAACGCCCUCGAGCCCCUGGGCCUCGCCUGCCGGAGCCAGGCAGCCGAGGGCUUCCCAGGCGCCGUGACCGUGACGUACCAAACAUUCACGGCAUGA
Molecule: messenger RNA, 1053 nt
Organism: Phragmites australis (common reed)
Lineage: Eukaryota; Viridiplantae; Streptophyta; Magnoliopsida; Poales; Poaceae
Product: S-adenosylmethionine decarboxylase proenzyme 4
Exons: 1
Coding region: 1-1053 (350 amino acids)
Biological process (GO): spermine biosynthetic process; spermidine biosynthetic process
Cellular component (GO): cytosol
Molecular function (GO): adenosylmethionine decarboxylase activity
Source: RefSeq, a predicted model, not a curated record